Molecule: messenger RNA, 4159 nt
Organism: Solenopsis invicta (red fire ant)
Lineage: Eukaryota; Metazoa; Arthropoda; Insecta; Hymenoptera; Formicidae
Exons: 6
Coding region: 447-1142 (231 amino acids)
Source: RefSeq, a predicted model, not a curated record
CCGCCGCCGCUGCGCCGCCGUCAUCAUCGCCGUCGCCGUCGCGGAGAGUCCAGUGGUGCACGGUCGGUCGCGCGGUACAUACAUGUCGCGAGGGGAACGCGAAUCCGCGGAGUGAAAGAGUAAAAACCGAAAGCACACACGCAGAGUCGCGCUUGAUAGCAACGCGCGCGCGCGUUCCCGUGCACAGACACAGACACGUAUUUACGUACGCAUAUACCCGCGAUUCGAUUCCGCGAUUCCACUUGGUUACUUUCUAUAGACACCUUCCGUCCCUCGCUCGCUCGCUCGGCCGCUCGCGCGCGCACGCGUUCCCGAGAGAGACACUUGAGAAGAGAGUUCCGAAGGACGACGGACCUGCCUUCUCUCUUCGUUCGGCGACCGACAAACUUCCCCCCGUACCCUGCGGCACGCAGCCAAGAUUCGACGACGAGAGAGCGAUCCGGAACAUGAAAACACUUAUGGAGAAUCAGCUGUCCUGGCUCGCGCUGUUCAUGACCGCCUUGUAUUCCCUGCUCGCUAGCUGCCGAGGUGAAGAGUGCGGACACGAGGAGCUGGUGAGGUGCGCCAGGCCCCUCGAGAGAAUCAGCAACAGCGACCUGAGUUUCGCCACGAAAAAGGAGGAUAUCAACAAACUAUGCCCGGAUCUCGAGGCAGGUAUGAAAUGUAUCAAAAGGUACACGAUGAAUUGCAUGAACGAGAAGCAGCGGGAGCACUUCAACUCUCUUUACACCGGCACCAACAUGGCCAUCAUGGAGCUUUGCCAAGACGGCCCGUACCAGGACGAAUUCUUGAAGCACGCGCCGUGCAUGCACAAAUCCAAAGCCGAGUACGAGCUGUGUUACAAGUCGUACCAGAAAACGACUCAAGAAAUAAUGGCCAACCGCUCGUUGGGACAUCAAGAUCUCAAGUCCCUUUGCUGCGCCUUCCAGGAGUACUUGGAAUGCUCUCAUCAUACGGUGCGCCGUCAGUGUGGCGAUGAUACAGCGCGAUUCGCGAAGGAAUUCCUCGACAGAAUGUCAAGCUCGCUGCUAAAGGCGCACUGUGCGCCCUACACGGAAUGUACGCACAACGGUGUCUCAACGCUAAAUCUUUCCGCUAUUAUGCCAAUGACGCUUAUUCUCCUUAUGAGGUACUUCACGUAAUUGGUCUUGGCCGAGAUCAUUUUUUAUCUUCGAAAGAUAGAAAGCGGAGAAGGGAAGACGAGAGAGGGAGGAGGGUUAUACAGAGAAGGAGAAUUGAGGAAGAAGAAUGAGGAGAUGAAGAGGAGGUGGAUGCUCCUAGAACACGGGGAACAGAAGAAAGCCCAUUCGGCUUUUAUCGCGCUUUGCUUCAGAGAGAAUAUAUUCCUUAUUUUCGAAGAGGUCUCGGGGAAAGAGAGGAGGACCGAAGGAGAGGCCAAAGCGAUCAAAGGAGAAGAAAAGAGCGGGGAACGUCGGGAAAUGCAAAAGGGAAUAUCCGAGGGAGAAGAAGAGGGGCGCGAUACGCAGGAGAGGAGAAGAGUGCGACGUUUCCUUCUCCGAAGAGAAUAUAUUUUUCAUUUGCCAGAUGAUGCGAGAGAUGGCAGUAAUCACGAUUACGGAAGCAACAACUCGAGAGAUUUUGAGUCUUAAGAGCCGAAGGGACGAUAGGGGGGAGGGAGAGAGAGAGAGAGGGGAGACGACACUUGAGAAAUACUAGUUACGAAAGAGCGGAAGAAAGAAGAGGAAGCGGGAUCGCGGAGAAGAACCCGAAGAGUUUUCCACGCACGUCACGAAGAUAUCGCGAAUCGAAUGAUAAAAAGCUGAUCGUGACGCGAUAUGCCGGAGAGUCUCUUCGCUCGAGAUCGUUUAACGCGAUUCCCUAGUUCGCACGAUACCGCCACGCAAGACUGAUUCGAUUUUUGCGCGGUUUUGUCGCGAGAUGAGAACGAAAUGAAAAUACUCCUUAUUAAUCGGCGAGCUGUCCUUUGGUCUCCGACGCGAGGUGGAAUCCGAUCCUCGAGAAACACGUGGCGUUUGGAUCAAGUCGGAGAAGAAGGACGGCAAAGGUAAGACACUUCAUAGCGAGAGGGAGGAAGACAGACCUGUCUUCCGCACGGCACGUUUUCGCCUCGAUUUCGAAAAGGGGCGAUCGUGCGGAACGAACUGCCUGCCGUCGCCCCGAAAUCAAUUUCAUCGAAUAAUCGCGAUCUACCGAUUCGCGCGCGAACGGCGAUGGGGGAGAAGAAAGCUCGGCGAGGAGAGUCUUUUAAGUAGAGUAAAGAAUUUCUGUUCGAUCGGAAAACGGCGGAUAAAAUCACGAUGCGUUUCUUCGCGCACGCGAGAGAGAGAGAGAAAGUGCGAUCGCCGCGUCGCGUCGAUUCGCUGAAAGUUAAAAGAGACAUCGAAAUUCACACGCGUUACCGCGACUCAUCCGAAAUGAGAGUUUCCGAGAGAGAGAGAAAGGUUCGGCUAGCCGCGAUAGGUAACGAAGCUUCGAGUUAGGUAUGUCAAACUAAUUUCCCCCUUACACGGUUUAUAUCACUGCCGCGAUAUAUCAGGGCCACGUACUUUCAAUAUUUGCGAAAUGAGCGAGAUCCGACAGUUUCAAGAGCACUUUUUAAUUUCGUCGUCAUAAUGUAGCUUUUAAAAUAGUUUUAAAAUUCCUUCUCAUCAGAAUGUAUAGAAUGAUGAGAAAUUUUGCGCAAUUGGAACAAAAAAAAAGAAGACCGAAACAAUUAGGACAGUACAAUGAACUCUUCACGUUAAAAGUCUCGCAAUGUUGCACGUGUAACGUAAACGGAACAUUUGCUGAACGCUGGGUCAUACAAACGAAACAAAUGGAACUCGCGGGAGGUCUGUAAGGCCACGGAUGUGGCCCACUUGCGGUGCAUUUGACAUGCUUGUUCGGAGCAUGCCGGUUUGUACAAAUUCGACAUGUCACAGGAAAUCCUUAGAAACGGGAUACGGAUGAGUCUAUAUUUUUCUGAGAUCUGAUGUAGUGUUGUACAUGUUACCUAAACAAAAAAAAAAAGAUACACGCGCACGAUCGUGAUUGUACUCGCUGCACAAAUGAUAGUAUUAGCACUUGCAUUGUCGUGUCUUAAUUAUUAAGUAGACGAAUGACUGUAAAGGAGAGACGUUGAGAAGGUAUGUGUGGCCAUAUUUUCAUGUCGAAUCGAUUUUCGACGUUUGUGUCUCCAAAGACAUUCACGUCGACACUGAAGUAUGUUGUAUAUUAUGUGUUUAGAUAAAUUUUAUUGAAAUAAAGUUUAUUUAUGUGUUAGAAAUAUUUCGAGGGGAGGCACACACUGUUUCGAAUAUAUCAAAUGUUUAAAGUGUUUAAAAGGAAAUGAAAAAUGGCCGGCGAAAGGUAGCGCUCGUACACGGAAAGAACAAUUUUACUAUGGUAUCUAAAAAAUUUAGAUACAUAGAUCAGAUGGAAUAAUUUUAUGUUGGACUAUCAAAAUACUUAUGUAAGACGUUCAAGCGUGAUGACACUGUCGCAGAAAGUUUUGAAUAUUUUUAAUGGUUCAACACAAUUAUUUUUAAAUGGCGUAUCUCAGCAAACUUGUCCUUUCCGCGUGUGAUUUUCAUUUAAGAAGAAUCAAUUUUGCAACUGACAAUUCGAUUAACUGGAAACUUUUACUGCAUGUUUGUUACAUUACGGCCCGUGUCGCAAAUAAUUAAUUGUAACCAAUUGUUUGGUUUAUGAGUUAUUAUAAAAUCCAUAUGAGAAAGUCACGGCAUUUAAUCAAACGUGUCUCAUUCAUGCAAUUAUCGAUAUUUCUCUAUUAUCCUGCGCGCCGUGCCAUUCGGAAUAUAAUGCAGAUUAAUAAUCUAGAAAUUAAAUUCCCUUCAACAGGGAGUACGUUUAUCGAUAGCCUCAACCCCCUGCAUGUGUGUAUAAUGCGUACUCGAUAUCGACAUCAUUUGUAAUUUAUCAUUUCCUAGAGAAUUCGCGCUUUUAAUGGCGCAACGUUAAACCGGCAAAUGAUCCGUGAGAAAGCAAAUACGUUUCUUUUUUUAUAGGUUUUCAGAAUAUCAUGUAGCCACCCGUUUUAUCGGGAGGAAGACCGCGUGGUAUGCGUGAACAGAGAUAUUUAUUUGUAAUAUAUAGUUAAUUAAGGAAGCAUUGUAAAUAUCAUCGAGCUGUCGAGCUUAAGAGGAUGUAAGAUAACUUAAAUACAUUCACAAUAAAA